Messenger RNA from Protopterus annectens (West African lungfish), 1451 nucleotides. RefSeq names its product TSR2 ribosome maturation factor (gene TSR2). Lineage: Eukaryota; Metazoa; Chordata; Ceratodontiformes; Protopteridae. Gene Ontology annotation, cellular component: nucleus. Bases 463 to 1077 code for a protein of 204 amino acids. The transcript is spliced from 5 exons. Gene Ontology annotation, biological process: maturation of SSU-rRNA from tricistronic rRNA transcript (SSU-rRNA, 5.8S rRNA, LSU-rRNA). The record is from RefSeq and is a predicted model, not a curated record.
GCAGGACUGCUCAAAGGGGACAGGUUGUCACUACGUGAAGUAUAAACUACUGUUAAUUACGAAGUAGACAGCAGCGUUGUUACUGUACAAAAUAACUACGUUUUGGGUAUCAAGAAAAUAAAUACCACGGGUACAGCACUCAGUUGGAGAAUUACUACCUACGACUAGUCUGCGUUAGAAACCACAUAAGAACCUCAACGACUGGCAGCGUACCGAUUUAAAACGACGUAAAGCACAAACUUGUUGGAUUCUGUCUGUGUCACGAUAUAUAUAUAUGUGUGUGUCUAAUGUAAUUAAUACUAUGGGAUUUCAAAAGCCAAGAGGGUAACAACAGUAUACUUAAUAUUUCCUGUGAAAAUGAUCUUAAUUGCUGGUUUACUACUGUAACAGAUUUUCGAUUGCUCAUGGCUCAUCGCUCUUGUCAAUUCGGUAAUCUAUUGGUUGAGUCUUAUUACGUUCAGCAUGGCGACUGCUGUUGCAGGAACCACUCGAUCGACUAGCAUUUCUGGGGGACUCUUCCAGGAAGGUAUACGGGCUGUGUUAGAAAGUUGGGCAGUAUUGCGGAUAGCAGUACAAAAUGGCUUUGGAGGAGUAAGCAGCCAAGAAAAGGCAGACUGGAUGGUCACAGCUGUUGAGCAGUAUUUCUAUGAUAAUGAUGAUCUGGAGCCUUGCGAAGUGGAAGAUUUACUUUCUGAGCUGCUGAAUAACGAAUUUGAUACAGUGGUGGAAGAUGGCAGCUUACCCGAGGUGGCUCUGCAAAUCUGUACGUUUUUUAGCCAGUGUCGAAUGGGCAAAGAAGGAGAGGUCAGGCAGAAAAUUGCUCAGCUCUCUCGGACACAUUCUAGUGUGGAACUGAAGAUAGUGAAAGAAGCAGGGCAUGAAGAGAGUGACGAGAGUGAGGAAGAUGAAGAUGAAGAGGAAGAUGAACAGAUGGAGGUUAUGGAGUGUGAGACUAGCUCAACUGUGCAGUCCUGCCAGAGUGCACCUUCUGUUUCUGAAGGUACCAACCCACCUCCAACUUUUGAGGAGAAUAACAUGGAAGAUGGCUGGACUGUUGUUCGAAGGAAGAAGAAAUGAACAUUGUGUGUAAAGCCUUAGUAACCCAUCAUUUAUGUAUAAAAUGUAAAUAACGUGGGACUGCAGUUGUGAGCUCUGAAGCUUGAUUUUUCACAUGCGGUAUAAUAUCAGUGGUACCAGCACACUGUUACCACGAAACAGAAAUAAAACAGGCUGUCAUCAACAGCAGCAUACUUUGAAACAAAUCACAACUUUUGAUGUUAUCAGUAUGAACUGAUAAAACUAUUCUGCACAGACUGUUGGGCCUUUAUGUCCUAGUGAAUCUGUUACCCUUCAUUAAAAAUGGAGGAGAAAAAAAAGCUACAAGUUCACUGGAAAACAGCUUAGAGUGACAAGUUUUAAUAUUUUUAAUAAAAAACUGCAGUUGUUUUAAA